Hyaloscypha bicolor E is the source of this 921-nucleotide messenger RNA. RefSeq lists its product as uncharacterized. Lineage: Eukaryota; Fungi; Ascomycota; Leotiomycetes; Helotiales; Hyaloscyphaceae. The record is from RefSeq and is a predicted model, not a curated record. The transcript has 2 exons. The coding region runs from base 1 to 921 and encodes 306 amino acids.
AUGAAUGCAGUGCUAAUUGGAUUCAUCGACGUCGUGGAGAUGAGAUAUAACGUCCGCCGCUCCGAGCUCUUCUCACACUCCCAAUCCUCAACCCCCGAACCAGAAGCAGCAGACCCCGCCUCCACCACCCUGCUGCAAGCCCGACUAGCCGCUCUCUACGGCCCCCUCGACACCCUUCCUGCCCCCUCCGCCCCUUCGAAUCCUGCGAAUCCUCCCCCCAAGCACAAAGCAGCCGCAUCUCCGCACGCGCCGAACGGGGUUCGAGAUCAUGCAGACGCAGACGCAGACCCAGCGCAGGAAGGUGGAGAUAAGGACGAAGAAGAGCACGCCUUCGAAUUCCGCCUGUUCUCGGGGCCCUCCGCCUCCGCGCCACGGACACAGAAGAUCGUACUAGACGACGAAGCCUCGGAGCUCGGGGAAUGCGGGUUCAUUCGUCGAGAACGAGACAGGGCAUUCUACAUUGCAGCAAAAGCAGAAGGCGAAGCGCGGGCUCAAUUUCAAUUCGCAGCUCUAUCUGGAGAAGAUGUUUUGCAAGGAAUGAAGAGGAGGAAUUGGGGGCUCGAGGUCCCGUGGAGGGUGAGGAUUUUGCGGGGUACAUCUCUGUCGGCUUUGGGACAGAAGGUGGAGGUGAGAGGUAUAGUCACUGCACAAUCUGCGGAUGGGGCAAGUGAGAGGAGGAGGAAGCCAGGCAAGAAACGACGCGUGAUUCUGCGGGAGCGGAAAAGGAAGAUAGAGGCGCGGGAAGAGGCGAAGAGGAAGGAGAGGGAAGGCAAAGAGGAGGCUGAGCGGGAAAAACGGACGCGGAGGAAUCGAGAGAAGAAGGUGAAGCGGAAGGUGAAGGAGAAGGCUUUGAAAGCCUGCAACCCUGAAGCUUCUGCCUCUGCCUCUGUUCCUGUCAACGAUCAAUCAGGCAGCGAAUAA